CACUUCAUUUUCCUCACGAAUCAGACGUUCUCCUGAGCGAUACUGGAGCUUCGUCUUUUGGUUUUCCUUCUCUGCUGUGGCUCUUGAAAUGGACCUGUAUACAAGGAGAAGGUGUAUUGGGUAUGGAGCCUCUGGAGAAAUUUAUAGUGGCUUCCACUCUGACACCCACGAGCCAGUUCUACUGAGAGAGGUGCGACUUCAUGGUGAAAGGGAUGGUAUUCCCACCAAUCUUAUCAGAGAAAUCUCAUUUCUGCAAGAGAUAGAGCACCAGAACAUCCUCAGGUUACUAGAUGUGACAAACUUUGACACUGAGAAUGGCAUUCUCCUCGUGUAUGAGUGUCUGGGCAGGGAGUUGCAGAACAUAUCAUUUGUUUCUGAGAUAGGCAUUGAUCCUGACUCCGUUAAAAAAUAUCUCCAACAGAUCCUCCUUGCACUUGCGUUUUUACAUUCUCAUAAGACUGUGCACCACGACUUGAGACCAGAGAAUGUGUUUGUAGAUAUUGACACAAAGCAUUUGAAGGUUGCAGACCUUGCUCUGUGCAGAGCAUUGGGGAGUUCAUUUGAGGAAGAUCUUUCUAAGCCAACAAGUAUUAGGUUCAUGGCUCCUGAACUAUUCAUGGGCUCCACUGACUACUCCUAUGAAAUUGAUAUAUGGUCAGCUGGCUGCAUAUUUGCUCUGAUGUUGACAGGGACGCCUUUAUUCGACGGUCCUACAGUACUUCAUAUUUUGGCCAAGGCUUUCAGAUACCUGGGAACUCCCACUGAAGAAAUGUGGCCUGGAAUCACUGGGAUGUAUCCGAUGCUCCCCUAUCAUAAAAACUCCGAUGGCAAGGAGCUGAGAGAAAUGUUUCCUGAUCUUGAACCAGAAGGAUUCGACCUUCUUUUGAAAAUGCUCUGUCUGGCUCCAGGGAGAAGAAUCACCGCAAAAGCUGCUCUAAAGCAUCCCUACUUCGACCCAUGAAAAUGACUAGAGAUGUACUUUCCAACCAACAGAUGGAUCAUAGAUCACACAUUGAAAUGGUUGAGGUGGUGAGUAAACCUACAUAAAAACAAUGGUGCUUGUUACUCUUAUCAAGUGUGAGAGGUAGGUAGGCCAGCUGAGCAGGAACACAUAAUCUGCUUAGGUUGUUCAUACUGACAUUUCAUGAACCAUUGGGCUCCCUUUACAGUCCACUUCGUACUUGGUACUGGAAUGAAAAUUCUGUCGGUGCAUGCUUUCCAGUUGUGAUGUUAACUGUUUGUUUGACAAAUUCUUUACAGGACUGAAGAGGACAAAUACUUACC
Sesamum indicum (sesame) is the source of this 1284-nucleotide messenger RNA. RefSeq names its product cell division control protein 2 homolog. Gene Ontology annotation, molecular function: cyclin-dependent protein serine/threonine kinase activity; ATP binding; cyclin binding. Gene Ontology annotation, cellular component: cyclin-dependent protein kinase holoenzyme complex; nucleus; cytoplasm. Lineage: Eukaryota; Viridiplantae; Streptophyta; Magnoliopsida; Lamiales; Pedaliaceae. Gene Ontology annotation, biological process: regulation of gene expression; signal transduction; protein phosphorylation. The record is from RefSeq and is a predicted model, not a curated record.